UUGUAAAAGCCAAUUGCACUACAUCUAUCAAGACAUUUAAUUGGCUGACUACCAGCGAUCGCCAUUUUACCGCGAUAUUUUAAGAAGGCUUGAUUUUUAAAGAUAAUUUACAGAAAACAUGUCUGACGAAUCCUCUGAACAGAUAUCAUCAGGAGAUACAAGUAAAAAAGAAAUGGAAGAACAAUCAGAAGGCACAGAGCACUCAGACACUGAAAAGACAGACAAUAAAAAGGAGAAGGACACAACAACAAAAGAUGAUGAAAAUGAUGAUGAUGAUGAUGAAAAUGUUUCAUCAGGUGAUGAUGAAGAAGUACUUCCAGCUGGACUUUUAGAAAAGCCUGUUGUCAUAGAAGAUGGGAAGAAAAGGGAAAGGAAAAAAGUAGAAAGAAUAACCUUUGAGUCAGCAAGGCCUGCAAGUGCUAGUGUUGAAAUUAAAGAAGGAAAGGGAAGGAGUCUUGGGGAUAUACCUUUCAUUGAACACAAAUUGGGCAGAAUGAAGUCAGAAGACUGUAAACCUUUACACCGUAUACUGUACCGCAGACUUUGCACUAAUCUUGAAACCAAGAAGAAUAUUCGGCAGUUCUCUGGGUUUCCAUUUUCAAAGGAUGAUAAAGAGUAUGAAAAAAGAAUGGAGAUGCUGAAAUCAAAGAAAUUCAGUCUGACUAUUGUGAAGAAAAUGAUGGAGAUCUUAGACAUACCUAGAACAGGUACUAAAAAUGAAUUAAUUACAAGACUCAUGGAAUGGCUAGAAAAACCUACAGAUUCUGGUAGGAAAGUUCCAGCACCAAAACGUAAAAGAUCAGCAGGUGGUGACAAGAAAAAAAGGGUAAGGAAAACUAAAAAAAAGGCCGGAAAUGAUGUAGCUGACAGCGAUAACGAAAGUGAAGAGGCAGCUGAAGAAAGUGAUGACAACAAAGAUGAUGAUGGUGAUGAUGAUGAUAAGAAGGCAGAUAGCAGUGAUGAAGAAGAAGAGGAGGAGGUAAAG
Ruditapes philippinarum (Manila clam) is the source of this 985-nucleotide messenger RNA. Its product is annotated as protein DEK-like. Gene Ontology annotation, cellular component: nucleus. Lineage: Eukaryota; Metazoa; Mollusca; Bivalvia; Venerida; Veneridae. The record is from RefSeq and is a predicted model, not a curated record. Gene Ontology annotation, molecular function: DNA binding; histone binding. Gene Ontology annotation, biological process: regulation of double-strand break repair; chromatin organization.